AUGGCAAGGGUCGUGUUUAAUCCAUUAGCCUGGUUUCUGGCCGCCCAUGGCGCGCUUGCGGGUUUGACAGUUGACGUCGAAAAUACAGAUUCUAUCAAGGCGGCGGCAGCUCUCGUAGCGGAGGAUCUCAUGGGAUUAUAUGAUGGCGAAAAACCAGGUAAUAUUCCUGGCGUUUUGCCUGAGGUUGCCGAUGGAAAUAUUGGUUGGUGGACAGGGGGUGUUCUCUGGGACACUCUACUGGACUAUAAAGCUCGCUCGGGAGAGUCCAAGUACGACGAAACUAUCUCGCGUGGUAUUCAAUGGCAGGUUGGGUCGAAUGACAACUUCCUUCCUGCAAAUUGGUCCGUGACAAUCGCCAACUCGGAUCAAGGCAUAUGGGCUCUGUCCGCUGUCACAGCUAACGAAACCGGCUUGCAAUUAGAGAAAGACUCUCCCCAGUGGCUUACGCUGGCUAAGAACGUCUUCGACAACUUAAGUAGCGAGGAUAGACGAGUCGAAGAAGGUGGCUGCGCUGGGGCCUUGAGGUGGCAGUUAUAUGCGAUAAAUGAGGGCUACAAUUAUAUUGACUCUUCUUCGAACAUUGUAUACUUGAAUCUAGCUGCCCAAUUGGCAUAUUUGACUGGCGAACAAUCCUAUGCGGAUGCAGCCGCUUCUACAUACGACAUACUCACGCGUAUCGGAUUUAUCACCAAAAAUUUCAAUGUCUACGAUGGGGCACACGUGGAUGACUGCAAGGAUAUUAACAAGGUGCAAUUCUCAUGGAAUGCUGCGUAUCUCUUGGAGGGCUCCGCGUUCAUGUAUAAUCUUACCGGAAACGAUACCUGGAAAACACGCGUGGAUGGUCUUGUCGAUCGAACUAUCGAACUCUUCUUUCCGGAUGGCGUCGCGACCGAGAUCGCGUGCGAAGAGAAAUCUUGUAACUCUGACAUGCACUUCUUCAAGGGAAUACUACACAGGGCGCUCGCGUCGACUAUGCAAGUUGCGCCGCACACCGCUGGCAAGAUUCAGCCUAGUCUCAAGUCAAGUGCUAAGGCGGCCGUGGCCGAGUGCACGGGGGGUAAUAACGGUCGACUAUGUGGAUUCGUCUGGAGUACUGGCAAAUUUGAUGGCAAUACAGGGGCAGCUCAGCAGAUGAAUGUAUUAAGUGCCUUGGUAAGCAUCCUGCCUGCGGGAGAGCAGGCCUCAGGGGGCAACAGCAGCGUUGGUAGCGGUAGCGGUAACGGUAGUGGAAGCGGAAGUGGAAAUGAAGAUUCACAGGAGAAUACUUCCAGCGAUGACACUCACGGUAAUGCGGGAACGAAGGCUAGUGUAGGCCUCGCUCUCUUAGGAUCAGUAUUACUGGGAAGCCUCCUGUUGUAA
Messenger RNA from Daldinia childiae, 1359 nucleotides. RefSeq names its product Mannan endo-1,6-alpha-mannosidase DCW1. Lineage: Eukaryota; Fungi; Ascomycota; Sordariomycetes; Xylariales; Hypoxylaceae. Bases 1 to 1359 code for a protein of 452 amino acids. Gene Ontology annotation, biological process: carbohydrate catabolic process; fungal-type cell wall biogenesis. The transcript has 4 exons. Gene Ontology annotation, molecular function: mannan endo-1,6-alpha-mannosidase activity. The record is from RefSeq and is a predicted model, not a curated record.